Molecule: messenger RNA, 1653 nt
Organism: Closterium sp. Yama58-4
Lineage: Eukaryota; Viridiplantae; Streptophyta; Zygnematophyceae; Desmidiales; Closteriaceae
Source: the annotation of a GenBank genome assembly
AUGGCGGUGGUAAUGGCCGUCCACUCCUACACAUGGGUGUUCGUCUUGACCAUGCUCUUCGCCUUUUUGGACGCCUACUCCAUCGGUGCCAAUGACGUCGCUAACUCUUUCGCCACCUCCGUCGGUUCGCGGUCUCUCACGCUCGCACAAGCCGUCUGCAUCGCCAUUUUUACGGAGUUCGGAGGAGCGAUCGCGCUGGGAGCCAGUACGACAAAGACAGUCAAGGACGGAAUUAUCCAGACGAGCCUUUUCAGCAAUCGCCCGGACCUGCUCAUGUCGGGUUUCAUGUGCGCGCUCGUGUCGUCGUCCACGUGGGUCAUGGUGGCCACGUACCUAGGAAUGCCCGUUUCCACCACGCAUUCCAUCAUCGGCGCGCUUAUCGGAAUCGGCAUUAGCGCGUACGGCACGAGCGCCGUGAACUGGGGCUGGAACGGAAAAGGUGUCGCUCAGAUCGCGACGUCGUGGGUGCUCGCGCCGACGCUCGCCGGCAUUCUCGCCGCUCUCAUCUAUAUGAUCACGCUGUACGCCGUUAUGAAGCGCAAAAACUCGCUUCGCGCGGGCAUUUACGCGAUUCCGGUAUACUUCACACUCACCACCUUUAUUGUCAUGUUCUACGUCGUGUCAAAGAACGGCAAGUCAACGCUCGAGUUCAAGGCCGCUUCCACCGGCGGCUCCAUCACGGUCAACGGCAACGUGGGGCUGGCGUUCGGCAUUAUCGGCGCCGUGACCGGCGCGAUGCUGCUCUUCUGCGUCGGAUUGCUCGUGCCCUUUUUCAUCCGACGGCUGGAGAAGGAGGAGACACUCAAGUGGUACCACAUCUUCUACAUCUGGUGCGUGCCGGAGCAGCCGCAGGACCCCAAGAUCGACAUGUACUUGAAGCGCGCCUUCACGCCGCAGUUGCUGACCGACGACGAGAAGAAGCAAUUGGGAAUGCCGGUCGAGGACCCCGAGGAGAUGAAGGAGACGGAAAUCGUGAAGCCCAAGCCGAAGAACCCGGCCGUGCGUCUGUUCAAUAAGAUCAAGCUGUUGCUCUGGCAGUCGAUUUUCAUCGACGUUGCGAGUCUGCAGCACGAUAACAAGGGCGCGGUGCGCGCGCACGAGGUGGCGGUGCUGUACGAUAACAAGACGGAGUACCUCUAUUCGCUGUUACAGGUCAUCACCGCCGGUUUCGCGAGCUUUUCGCACGGGUCCAACGAUGUCGCGAACGCGCUGGGCCCUCUUGCUGGCGUGUAUCAGAUCUGGGAUUCGGGAACCUUCAAGACGGAGGCGAGCGUGCCCACGUGGAUGCUUGCGUACGCUGGUCUCGGCAUCGACUUCGGCCUCGCAUUGUAUGGUUACCACAUCAUGCGGGCCCUCGGCAACAACAUCACGUACCACUCGCCGUCGCGUGGGUUCUCCAUGGAGCUCGGCUCUGCCCUCUCCGUCAUCACCGCGUCGUUUCUCGCGCUGCCGGUCUCCACCACUCAGUGCAUCGUCGGCGCGACCGUCGCCGUGGGGCUGUGCAACGGCAAUUGGCGGGCCAUCAACUGGACCAUGGUGGCCAUUGCUGGGUUCGGGUGGGUUCUCACGCUUCCCCUCGCUGGCUGUGUCGCUGGCCUGCUGUACGCGAUUCUCACUCGCGGACCCAGCUUUACCAUGCCGCCCGGCAUGUAA